UUAAAGUUAUUUUUUUAAUAUCAUUUUAUAAAUUAAGAUUUACAGAAAAAUGAUUCUAACGAAAUCAUUUUUUUUCUUUUCCUUUUUAAUUCUUGUAAAAUCCAUAAACUAUUUCCAGCAGGUAAAUCAUGACUUAUUAAAUUGUUUGAUUACAAAUAAAUUGGUAAAUAAGGAAAUUAUAGAUAUGGAUUCUAAAAAAAAAUUUACUCCUAAUUUUAAAAAAUUAUUAAAUCAAUGGAAUGGAGUAAUUCUACAGAUUGUUGAUGAAAAUUAUACAUCAAAAAUUGGAUAUUCUAUGGCCAAUCAUAUUUGUUUUACAUUUAUAACCACUGGUUUUAACUUUACUACUGAUGAUGAUUAUGAUCAAUGCUUAAUUAUAGCACAAUCAUGUUGUUAUUCAUAUGUUGUUAAUGCUAAGGAGAUAAUGAAUAGUAUAGAAAUUGUAAAAAUGCCUUAUGAUCAUUUGAUUACAGCUAUUAGUAAAGAAAAAAAAAUUUUACCUAAGUUACUCGAAAACGAUGGUAUGAUUAUGGAACCUAAAGACGAACCGGAGGAAGAAAAUCAAAUAGUUGUAUUGUCCAAAAAUACAGAAGAUGCGGACUACAUUAAGAUGGAAUAUUAUAUUUAAAUUAAAAAAUAUAAAUAGAGAACUACAGAUUUGUUUUAAUUGUACUUUAACUAAUUAAUUAUAUUUAAUUUGUAAAAAUGAUAUAAGAUAAUACAUAAUUAAAAAUUUUCUGUUGUAUACAACAUA
This is a messenger RNA of Daktulosphaira vitifoliae (grape phylloxera), 754 nucleotides long. RefSeq lists its product as uncharacterized. The record is from RefSeq and is a predicted model, not a curated record. Lineage: Eukaryota; Metazoa; Arthropoda; Insecta; Hemiptera; Phylloxeridae. The transcript is spliced from 3 exons. The coding region runs from base 50 to 628 and encodes 192 amino acids.